CCAUUCAUUCGGUAACUAAUUAACAGAUAAUAAAAAUUAUUUCGAAAUAGCUAUUGGAUCAGCUUGGACAUGUAUCAGUUGGUGUUUCUCUUGUUUUUGGGUUCUGUUUUUGCCAAACAUGAGAUUUACGAAGGUCAUGCCAUAUACGAAGUAAGUGUGAAAGAUUAUGACCAGGGCAAGUUCUUCAACCAGCUACAGUACGAACUGGAUGUCGAUUUAUGGUCCUACGCAGCGCCGGAAAGGCCUGGAAUGGUCCGCGUCUCCAAACACAAGAGAUCCGAGUUUGAAGAUGUUUUGAUCGCUAAUAACAUCGAAUUUAAAAUUAGGACCGAAAAUGUAAAGGAAUUACUGGAUUUGGAAGACCAGUUACAUGCAAGGGUUUCCAGGAAGAGUUACAAUAUGUCACGAACAGCCGGCCUGCCUUUCGACAGGAUUCAUACUUACAAGCAGGUAGACGACUAUCUUGAGAUGUUGGCUAAAGAGUAUCCCGAGACAGUGAAACUGGUCAACGCUGGAAAGAGCUUCGAAGGCAGAGACAUUAAAUACUUGAAGAUUUCCACCACCGACUUCCAAGAUGACAGUAAACCCAUAGUCUUCAUAGAAUCCCUUCUGCAUGCGCGGGAGUGGAUCACCCUCCCGGCCAGUCUGUACGCCAUACACAAGCUGGUGAUUGACGUGACCGAGCGAGACCUGCUGCAGGACAUCGAUUGGAUCAUCCUGCCCAUCGCCAAUCCUGAUGGAUACGUACACAGCCACGAACAGGCUCGUUUCUGGCGUAAAAACCGCGCCAAUGGGUUCAUGGAAAACGAUACCUGCAUGGGCGUUGACCUUAACCGCAACUUUGAUAUUGACUGGGGCACCGCUUCCAGCAACGAUGUCUGCACGGAAACCUUCCACGGCCGCGGCCCCUUCUCCGAACCAGAGGCGAUCAUCAUCAGAGACAUCAUUGCAGAAUACUCCGACCGCCUGGAAAUCUUCCUGGAUAUCCACAGCUUUGGAAGUAUGAUCCUCUACGGUUGGGGUUCCGGAGUUCUCCCUGAAAAUGGUUUGAUUGUACAUCUCGUCGCGGUCCGAAUGGCUAAUGCUAUCGAUGCCGUAAAGAUGUAUUGGAAUCGUGAUUAUAUUGUUGGAAACUCUGCUAUGGUUCUAGAUCUAGCUUCUGGAACAGCUAUGGAUUACGGGAAAGUGGGUGGAGUCGAUUUAUCGUACACUUAUGAGCUUCCAGCACUAAGGGAUUCGUUUUGGUUCUUUGGUUUUCUUGUAGACCCUGACUUUAUUGAACAAGCUGGGUUUGAAACAUGGGAAGGUAUGAAAGUUGGAGCGAGAUACGUCCGCGAUAACUAUAGAAAAAAGCGUGGAUUGUAAAUGUUAUCAAAUAAAUGUAAAGAAGUA
Messenger RNA from Manduca sexta (tobacco hornworm), 1392 nucleotides. RefSeq names its product carboxypeptidase B. Gene Ontology annotation, molecular function: metallocarboxypeptidase activity; zinc ion binding. Gene Ontology annotation, biological process: proteolysis. Lineage: Eukaryota; Metazoa; Arthropoda; Insecta; Lepidoptera; Sphingidae. Bases 70 to 1365 code for a protein of 431 amino acids. The transcript is spliced from 6 exons. The record is from RefSeq and is a predicted model, not a curated record.